CUGUCCGGAACCGUUUACAUAUUACUAUUUCACAACCAGCCAUAUUACUUUCGUGUUCAUGCCCUUGACUCUUGAAGUUUGCGUUGACUCGAUUGAGUCUACUUUGGCAGCCGUUGAAGCGGGAGCAGAUCGUCUUGAACUCUGCAGCAAUCUAGGUCUUGGCGGAGGAACUACUCCCAGCCUUGGGCUGUUGAAAGCUAUUCGAAAGGUGGUACCUACAAUUCCGAUCAUGGUUAUGAUCAGACCUCGGACUGGUGACUUUGUAUACACUGAGGCCGAAUUCGACGUGAUAGUCGAGGAUAUACGUUGCUUUAGAGAGAAUAGCGUCCAAGGCGUCGUGUUCGGCGUUCUCACUCCAGAAGGAGAUGUGGACGUAACCCGUACUCAGCGUCUUGUCUUGGAAGCUUUGCCUCUGCAAGUCUGUUUUCACCGAGCGUUUGACAUGACUCGUGACAUGAAGAAUGCAUGGCACCAGUUAUCCAAGAUUGAUGGACUAACCCGCAUCCUGACGAGCGGUCAGGGCACGACCGCCACCUCGGCCAGUUCUCUGGAUAUCUUGAAGGAUCUACUAGACCUUGCAAAAUCUCAGGAUCCACGCGUCGAAAUUCUUCCAGGAUCUGGCAUUAAUUCAUCCACAGUCGGCGCUUUAUGUCAGGCAUUACUGCCCCACGGGCUGCGCGAAGUGCAUAUGAGCGGUGGAUGUUGGAUCGAUGGAGCCUCAGUGUGGCGUCGAGACGGAAUGGGCAUGGGCAUUGGCGAAGCCAGUGAAUGGGGAAUUUGGCGGACAAGUGCAAGCGCAAUCCGCGCAGUCAAAGAUGUCAUCGAUUCCUUUAAGGAAGCAUGACUGUACCUAUACUGAGUAGGGAAUUAGACCAAAAUCAGGAAUCUUGAUCCAACUAAUAGUGUUUCCUGG
Molecule: messenger RNA, 913 nt
Organism: Suillus subalutaceus
Lineage: Eukaryota; Fungi; Basidiomycota; Agaricomycetes; Boletales; Suillaceae
Product: copper homeostasis protein CutC
Exons: 7
Coding region: 59-844 (261 amino acids)
Molecular function (GO): copper ion binding
Source: RefSeq, a predicted model, not a curated record